Porites lobata is the source of this 433-nucleotide messenger RNA. The record is from the annotation of a GenBank genome assembly. NCBI's taxonomy places the organism in Eukaryota, Metazoa, Cnidaria, Anthozoa, Scleractinia, Poritidae.
AUGGAAAACGCUAAGACUUCAGUGCACGCUUUUGUGACUUCUAAGUUAGAUAAUUGUAACGUACUCUUGUAUGGCCCGCCUAAGUAUAAGAUCCAGCCCCGGCAAUACGUCGAAAUACGUGUUGACCUCUACCACUAGGCUAGUUACAUUGUCUAGGAAGCAUGAUCACAUAUCGUCAGUACUAAUGGACCUUCCAUGGUUGCCAGUUGAGUAGCGCGUAGAAGGUAAGAUCUUGUUAUUUACAUGUGAAGUGGUAAAUGGUAUGGCACCUGUAUAUCUCUAGGAUCUAUUGGACCUAUAUAGACCUUGCCGUAGCCUUAGAUCAGGAAACAAGCAGCUUCUGAGGACACAAUCUUAUAAUUUAAAAUCGUACAGGUUCAGGGCAUUUUCUAUAUGUGCCCCUAACUUCGGAAUGCCCUUCCACGGGAGCUAA